Apus apus (common swift) is the source of this 8079-nucleotide messenger RNA. RefSeq names its product DENN domain containing 5A (gene DENND5A). Bases 103 to 4074 code for a protein of 1323 amino acids. NCBI's taxonomy places the organism in Eukaryota, Metazoa, Chordata, Aves, Apodiformes, Apodidae. Gene Ontology annotation, molecular function: small GTPase binding; guanyl-nucleotide exchange factor activity. The record is from RefSeq and is a predicted model, not a curated record. The transcript has 24 exons.
CGCCGCCAUGGAGGCGGCCGCCGCCGCUGGCGCAGCUGGCGCAGCCCCGCCGCCCGCCCGGCCCCGCACCCCCUGAGCCCCGCGCACCCCUCCCGCUCCAGCAUGAGCGGCGGCAGCGGCGGCGGCUCCUCGGCACCCGGCCGCUUCGCCGACUACUUCGUGAUCUGCGGGCUGGACACCGAGACCGGGCUGGAGCCGGACGAGCUCUCCGCUUUAUGCCAGUAUAUUCAGGCCUCUAAAACCCGAGAUGGUGCCAGCCGUUUCAUUUCAAGUGCAACAGAAGGGGAAAACUUUGAACAGACUCCGUUAAGACGCACAUUUAAAUCCAAAGUUCUUGCUCGCUAUCCUGAGAAUGUUGAAUGGAACCCUUUUGAUCAGGAUGCAGUGGGAAUGCUGUGUAUGCCUAAAGGGCUUGCUUUCAAGACACAAGCAGAUUCCAGAGAACCUCAGUUCCACUCUUUUAUUAUUACUCGUGAAGAUGGCUCACGGACAUUUGGAUUUUCUCUCACAUUUUUUGAGGAAGUUACUAGCAAACAGAUCUGCAGUGCAAUGCAGACAUUGUACCAUAUGCACAAUGCUGAAUAUGACAUUCUUCAUACUCCACCCACAAAUGAGAAAGAUAGCUGCAGCAGCACUGGAGACUGCAAUGGCACUUCUGUUUCAAAGCUACAGCGUUUUAACUCCUAUGACAUCAGCAGAGACACACUUUAUGUCUCAAAGUGCAUUUGUCUGAUUACUCCAAUGUCUUUUAUGAAAGCUUGUAAGAAAGUACUGGAACAACUUCACCAAGCAGUGACUUCGCCUCAGCCACCACCUCUACCUUUAGAAAGCUACAUCUACAAUAUUCUCUAUGAGGUUCCUCUUCCCCCAGCAGGAAGGUCAUUAAAAUUUUCAGGUGUUUAUGGACCAAUUAUCUGCCAGAGGCCAAGCACCAGUGAACUACCAUUAUUUGAUUUUCCAGUUAAAGAAGUUUUUGAAUUGCUUGGAGUAGAAAACGUUGUUCAGCUCUUUACCUGUGCCCUCUUGGAAUUUCAGAUACUGCUUUAUUCACAGCAUUAUCAGAGACUGAUGACUGUGGCAGAGACCAUCACAGCACUAAUGUUUCCAUUUCAGUGGCAGCAUGUGUAUGUUCCUAUCCUUCCAGCAUCCCUCCUUCAUUUUCUAGAUGCUCCUGUCCCUUACCUCAUGGGUUUGCACUCUAAUGGGCUGGAUGACAGGUCUAAGUUGGAACUUCCUCAAGAGGCUAACCUGUGCUUUGUGGAUGUAGACAACCAUUUCAUCGAGCUGCCAGAAGACUUGCCCCAGUUCCCAAAUAAACUUGAGUUCAUUCAGGAAAUUUCAGAGAUACUAAUGGCUUUUGGAAUUCCACCUGAGGGAAACCUUCACUGCAGUGAAAGUGCCUCCAAGAUGAAGAGCCUCAGAGCAUGUGACCUGGUUUCUGAUAAAAGAAAUGGGAACAUAGCAGGAUCACCUUUGAACUCCUAUGAACUGCUAAAGGAAAAUGAGACUAUAGCAAGACUCCAAGCACUUGUUAAAAGAACAGGUGUGAGUCUAGAAAAGUUGGAGGUGCGAGAGGAGACCAGUAGCAAAAAGGAUCUUAAAAUUCAGUGUGAAGAAGAAGAAUUCAAAAUCUACCAGCUGAACAUUCAAAUCCGAGAAGUUUUUGCCAACCGCUUUACACAAAUGUUUGCAGAUUAUGAAGUAUUUGUCAUUCAACCCAGUCAGGACAAGGAAUCUUGGUUUACAAACAGGGAACAGAUGCAAAACUUUGAUAAAGCAUCUUUCUUGUCGGACCAGCCUGAACCUUACUUGCCUUUCCUCUCAAGAUUCCUGGAGACCCAAAUGUUUGCAUCUUUUAUUGACAAUAAGAUUAUGUGCCAUGAUGAUGAUGAUAAAGAUCCUGUUUUGAGAGUAUUUGAUUCUAGAGUGGAUAAAAUUAGGCUGCUAAAUGUUAGGACACCAACUCUGCGCACAUCUAUGUAUCAAAAGUGUACAACCAUUGAUGAGGCUGAGAAAUCGAUUGAACUAAGACUAGCAAAAAUAGAUCACACUGCAGUCCAUCCACACUUGCUGGACAUGAAAAUUGGACAGGGGAAAUAUGAGCUUGGAUUUUUUCCCAAGCUUCAGUCUGAUGUUUUAUCUACUGGACCAGCAAGCAACAAAUGGACAAAGAGAAAUGCCCCUGCACAGUGGAGGCGGAAGGACAGACAGAAGCAACACACCGAGCACCUGCGUCUUGACAAUGAUCAGAGAGAGAAGUAUAUCCAGGAAGCCAGGAAUCUGGGCAGCACUAUUCGGCAGCCCAAGCUGUCUAACCUCUCUCCAUCGGUAAUUGCACAAACCAACUGGAAGUUUGUGGAAGGUUUGCUGAAGGAAUGUCGAAAUAAGACCAAGAGGAUGUUGGUUGAAAAAAUGGGUCGAGAAGCUGUGGAGCUAGGUCAUGGAGAAGUGAAUAUCACAGGCGUAGAAGAGAAUACCCUGAUAGCCAGUCUGUGUGACCUCUUAGAAAGGAUAUGGAGCCACGGUCUGCAAGUCAAGCAGGAUAGAAGCUGUACUGCUUUCGUCUUAGAGGACAGAGCAUCAGCAUACUCUGCUUCAACUCAGAUUUGGGCCUUUCAGACCACCAGGAGGCCAACCCUACAUAAGGGAAAGUCUGCUUUGUGGUCUCAUCUGCUACAUUACCUAGAAAACAGACAGAGAAAAACUACAUCAGGCAGUUUCAGUACCUCAGGAAUACUUCUUGAUUCAGAAAGGAGGAAGUCUGAUUCCAGUCCAGCCAUGUCACCUCUUAGAAUCUCUCUCAUCCAGGACAUGAGACAUAUCCAGAACAUUAGUGAGAUCAAAACAGAUGUUGGCAAGGCCAGAGCCUGGGUUCGUCUCUCUAUGGAAAAGAAGUUGCUCUCUAGGCAUCUAAAACAGCUGCUUUCAGAUCAUGAACUCACAAAAAAGCUCUACAAGCGUUACGCAUUCCUCCGCUGUGAUGAUGAGAAAGAACAAUUCUUGUAUCAUCUCCUGUCAUUCAAUGCUGUUGAUUACUUUUGCUUUACCAAUGUUUUCACAACAAUCUUGAUACCAUACCAUAUAUUGAUUGUUCCUAGCAAGAAACUUGGUGGCUCAAUGUUUACUGCCAAUCCUUGGAUCUGUAUCUCAGGAGAACUGGGUGAAACAGCAGUCCUGCAGAUUCCCAGGAAUAUAUUAGAAAUGACUUUUGAGUGCCAGAACCUGGGAAAGCUGACCACGGUGCAAAUAGGACAUGAUAAUUCAGGGCUGUAUGCCAAGUGGCUAGUGGAAUAUGUUAUGGUCAGAAAUGAAAUAACAGGGCAUACUUACAAGUUUCCCUGUGGAAGGUGGCUUGGAAAGGGAAUGGAUGACGGCAGCUUAGAGAGGAUCCUGGUGGGAGAGUUGUUGACUUCCCACACUGAGGCUGAUGAGCGGCAGUGCCGAACCCCUCCCUUGCAGCAGUCACCAAGCAUGAUCAGAAGAUUUGUCACUAUAUCACCAAACAAUAAGCCAAAGUUAAAUACUGGUCAGAUACAGGAAGCUAUUGGUGAAGCUGUCAAUGGUAUUGUCAAGCAUUUCCACAAGCCAGAGAAGGAGAGAGGCAGUCUGACACUGUUGCUGUGUGGAGAAAGUGGACUUGUUUCAGCUCUUGAGCAAGUGUUUCAGCAUGGAUUUAAAUCACCAAGACUCUUCAAAAAUGUCUUUAUUUGGGACUUCUUAGAAAAAGCACAAACAUACUAUGAGACCCUUGAGCAGAAUGAAAUGGUCCCAGAAGAGAACUGGCAGACAAGGGCCAGGAAUUUCUGUCGCUUUAUCACUGCUAUCAACAACACCCCUAGAAACAUUGGGAAGGAUGGCAAGUUUCAGAUGCUGGUGUGUCUUGGAGCCAGAGACCACCUUUUGCACCACUGGAUCGCCCUGCUCGCAGACUGCCCGAUCACAGCACAGAUGUAUGAAGACAUAGCACUGAUUAAGGAUCAUACUCUUGUGAAUUCUCUGAUUCGAGUGCUGCAGACCUUACAGGAGUUCAACAUUACCCUGGAGGCAUCUCUUGUCAAAGGAAUCGAUAUUUGACCUCUUGUCCCACAGGAAAAGCCCAAAAGAAGAAAAAAAAGCAACAAGGAGUGAUUCUUAUUCGUAUGCAGAAGUUCUGUCUGCCAGUAUCGUGAACUUGUUCAUGGCCCUAAAAUGAGACUUUGACUUUUCUUGAAGGAAACUCCAAAAACAGUACAGGCAAAUGGAUAGAAGCUGUAAACUCGGUGUAAAAAAGAGGAUUUUGGUAUAAAUCUAUUUUAGAGUUUAUUUGCUGGUUUGCUUUUUACACACUUUCAUGUGAAAGAGAUAGAGAUGAGUAUUGUGCAGCUUAUUUUAAAGCUGCAGUAUUUCCUUGCCAUAGAAAAUGUGCAGUGAGCCUUUCAGCAUUCUGUGACCUUGCCUUCAGAUAUGCUGUAUGUCAUAGAGCCCAAUGUAUACACUCCAUUUCUGCUGAGAAGGUCAUUCUAUAGUUUUUAAACUAAUAUUUUAUAUAUUAACAUUAUUACCAAUGUUUGAUUUUUAACUUAUCGGGUCAUGUUCUGCUGCAAGGGAACUACAAAUCUGAUGUGUGCUUUUUUUAAUAGCUCCAAAGCACUGAUUUGUCAACAAAUAAUUUUUUCCUUUGUUUUUGUUGUCAGUAUUAUUUUUAGUGAAAAUCCAGGAGACUGAACCAUGAAAUGUGCAGAGAUCAAAGUGAUAUUUUUCAUAUUAGUACAUAAUUGCACAGAAGAAAUUACUUGUGUUUUUUAACUGAUGUUUUUUAUUUAUUUAACCUAUGGUUGUGUUUUGUAAGUUUGUCUUGAAACAAACAGAAAAACUUCUAUGAUACAACUGGCUAUAUCAUGCUGUAAUUCAGAAUUUACAGUGCAGCCCACUUAAAUGAAAAACCUGGAAUAAUUGUUCCUAACACAAAAACGUUUCCACUUGAACUAGCCUUUUGAAGUUUGGUGUAUGGUUGCUGCUGGUAAUUCUCUUAACUGCUAAUAAAAAGGGACACGUGUUCCUUCCCCCAAAUGCCAGAUGACUAAAUAAAGAUGUUUAUGCUCCCACAGAAUAAUAAUGCUAUAUCUUACUAACAAAGAUAAGGAUUUCCUAAUUUUUCAGAAAAUACAGUGAGUAGUACUUAUUUUUGUUUUUGUUUUUUUUUUUUUUUCCUUUUGAAGGAAAUUGUCUUGGAUCCUGUUAUCACAGCCUGCUUCAUUUGGGAUGCUUUUGUUUUUUCACAGAGAAAGCUUUAGUCCACUUCUACAAUAAAAUACGAACAAUUUGAAAGCUUAGUUUAUUGGAGAUCUGGAACUUGGCAAAUGCCUAAAGGCAUCUCUGUUCAUUUGAAACCUCUGAUAAAAAUCUCUUUGAAAUAGAUAUGUGAGUUAAGAACAGGCUGAUUUAUCAGCAUCACAAAUUCCUGUACAGAAAAUCAGGGCUAUGUAUUUAAGAGGUCUCCACUGUAUAAACUUAUCUCAGUAUUGUCUCUCUUUUGAGAAGCAGAGUCCAAGUUUUUUGGUUCAUACCAUGUUGUAGCACCUUUUCUUUACCUACAGCUUAGUCACAUCUUGUGAUAGUUUCAUUUCCAUAAUUUAUAAGUAUAGCACAUGUAUUAAAUUUUGACUAUUUUUACUUUUGUCUUAUUUAUUUCAUUAUUAAAGUGAGAAGUUCCUUUGUCACUACUUAUCAGAGCAAGAUUCUUUUUUGAUUUCACAGUAGCAUUAGGAAGAUGCAAGGGCAAUGUCCAAGCCACUCCUCAUGCUGGGUGGAUGUGAAUUCUUCCACAGUCUGGGGCUUACAGGAGCAUUUCACAGAAGUGUUUUGUGUGUGUGUAGCCUUGGUUUUAUUGAUUAUUUUUUUAAAAAAAUUAUUUUCCCCAUCUCUGGAGGGACAAAAAUAAACCAAGUGUACUUUAUUCUUAGAAUUUCAUGUAUUCCACUUAAUAUUUUCGGAUAAUCUUUAUACACUUGCCCCAAAUUGUUUGUUUAUAUAUUAAUAUUAGAAAAAAAACCAUCAUGCACAGUGCUUUCAGCUAUAUUUAAGAUGGCUUUACUGGGCCUGUGUAUUUCACAGGGAAUAUGCCUACAUAAGAAAGGAGGGUUGGAUUCAUUAUUUUGACCUUAACAGAUUAGUUGAUCCAGUUAAAAUUUUAUCUUGCUUAGUAUUAAGUAUGGAUUAAUUUUAUCUUGCAUGAGGUAAUUAACCCUGAAUUAAGGUGUUUGGUUUUGUUUUGGUUUUGGUUUUGUGGGGGUUUUUGUUUGUUUGUUUGUUUGUUUUUUGUUUGUUUGUUUGUUUCUUUUUUCUUUGCACAAGUUUACCUAGUGUGGCAUGAUACCAGAGAUUUAAUUGGCUUUCUUUGGUGUGGAUCUUUUUGGUCUCAUUAUGCUAAUGAGCAGUACCUGGGUUGGGCAUAGGCUGGGUUUGCUGGUUCCCAAGUGGUGGGUUCUUAGGCUGGUACAUGAGGAUGAAGCUGCCCAUAAGUGACAGCACCCUGUUUUGCUUGCUGUCCAAAUGAAAAGGAAGAUGCAGAGGUCAUCUUCCCAGCUCCUCAGUUACAGUCACAGGAAAGACCACUUUGUGAUAGACCUUUUCUGCACCUCUUACAGUGGGGACUAUGUUUAAUCCCAGUAGCAUUCAAAGCACUUUUUGGUAUGGACUUUUGAAUCUGGAAGGAUGUGCUCCACUGAAGAACAGUAGAAGGUUCUGAAAUGCAGAGAAAAAAAGUUGUUUUUGUUGAAUCCCAAGGCUAUCAAGGAAGAAUAAGAUAUUAAAUACAGCUCUGUGGUAGCCUGUGCUAGGAUCUUGGGAAGAGAUUUGGCUGGCAUAUCUAAGGACACUUCAGGCUGUAGUAGCCAUAAUCCCUACCACUCUUAAGUGUUUACCACAAACCAGCCUCCUGCUUUCAUUGCUGGAGCUGUCACCAAUCUCACAGAAUAAUGUUUGGUUCCAGCAUUAGCUCCUUCCAUGCCAUUCUGCUGAAUUGGAUGACCCUGGAUAAGAGCAAAUUGUAUAGUUGGCAUCUUUCAGGCUUUUAAUUGGGGCUUUGUAAAAUCCAUCUCAAUUUUUAAAACUUGCACCACAUCAUUUGUUUAGAAAUAGAAUAAUGCAAUUGUAACCUUUUUUUCCUGCUUCUUCUGUAAAAUAAGGGAGCAGAUUUGGUAGCUGCAGGUUAAUGUGGCUAUGCUGUUUUGUUGGUGGCUGUUUUUUGUUUUGUUUUUGUAACAGUUAAUGGGGAAAGAAUGUUGUUUUAACUGCAGGCAUACGUUCUGUAGAAAGAAAUACAAUGAGCAAGUACUUCAUAAUGCAGUAAAUAUAUAGUGCUAAAUUGGUCAGACACAUUUACAAGGUGAUACCUGAUUUGAGGAAAAAAACCCAGACUAUCACCUAUCCAUUAGUCAUGCAUUUUUGAUGAAUGCUGUCAGAGGUGAUACAAUGAUAGUUCAAAUAAAAAGAAAAAGCAAAUUAAUAAAGACUUGUUUUAAAUGUAAUGAAAUGCCAUGAUAAUAACUUUAUUAAAUAAUAGCCUUUACCUGCCAUAAACUUAACCACCUGACAUUCUAUAUCUGAAAACAUAACAAACUGAAGACUAUUCCACAAGUUUUUCCAUUAUGAAGAGUAUUUUUCAAGUUGUUCAAAUUGAUCAAAUGAAACCUCUAGCCAGAUUAUCCAUAUUUUUAUGGUUUUAAUUCAUGAAUAUAUUAAGAUUUCUGCAGUGAAACUGUUCAGAUUUAACUUUUCCUGUGUACUGUCAAAUUAUUUUUGUCCAUAGUGGAAGAUGCUAUAGGACACUUGAAAAUACUUGAAGAUAUUGUACACAUGCUUCACAUCUUUGUAGUUCUUUAUUUUGUAUCUAGAGAUUGACUGUUAAACUAAGGUAAAGCAUCAAUACCUUACAAACUAUAUAUAUUUUACUAUGUGGGGAAAUCACUGGCAUGUUUUUUUUAUGGGCGAACAUUGAAGUUUACAUCAUAAUGAUAAAACCAGGUACUGUUUCCCUUUUUUAUUUUUCCUGUGACGUUUCAAUCCAUUGGACAUUAAAUGUGAAAUGGAUAUACAAAA